Lates calcarifer (barramundi perch) is the source of this 1231-nucleotide messenger RNA. RefSeq names its product cell death inducing DFFA like effector c (gene cidec). The record is from RefSeq and is a predicted model, not a curated record. Gene Ontology annotation, biological process: apoptotic process; regulation of apoptotic process. Bases 201 to 929 code for a protein of 242 amino acids. The transcript is spliced from 6 exons. Lineage: Eukaryota; Metazoa; Chordata; Actinopteri; Centropomidae.
AGCACAAAGUUCAGUGACAAAGUGGCGCAAGCAAAGGCAACAAGAGGAGCGGGUACAUUAUCACAGGGCUGUAACAGUCAAAACAGUUAGGAGCAGCACUUCAGGAACAAAACGACUGGGAUAAGGAUUAUAUUCAGACACGGUCAGGACAACAGCCGACAAAGUGUCACCUCUCUAAGACUCUGUGGAGGUGCUCUCAGAUGGAUUAUGCCAUGAAGUCUCUCAGCCUUUUGACUCCAUCUUCCCUCUCCAAGUGUGUGACAGCCAGCGUGUCAGCCAGCGCUUCCAUGACCCAGCAGCUCCUGUCAGGUCGAGCUCCCCGGCCAAAGCCUUUCAGAGUCACAAAUGCAGACCGCAGCGUGAAGAAGGGCAUCAUGGCAGACACAUUAGAAGACCUGAUGAACAAGGUCAGCGACUCGCUGAGUGUACAGUGUGUCGGUGCGUUGGUGCUGGAUGAAGAUGGCACAGGUGUGGACACGGAGGAGUUCUUCCAGACGCUGCCCGAUAACACAGUCCUCAUGGUCCUGGAGAAAGGACAGAAGUGGACCCCACAUGCAAACAGCCCCUCCAGAGAUCAGCUCAGCGAGCGCAGGCCGCUGCACCGGACAGAUGUGGCCAAGCUGACCUUUGACCUCUAUAAGAACAACCCCAAGGAUUUCAUCGGCUGCCUGAAUGUGAAAGCGACCCUGUACGGCGUUUAUUCGGUGUCCUAUGACCUGCGCUGUUACGCUGCCAAAAACAUGUUGAAGGAGGCUUUGCGAUGGACCAUCUUCUCCAUGCAGGCCACAGGCCACAUCCUGCUCGGAUCCUCCUGCUACAUCGAGCAGCUGCUGGAGGAGGAGGAGCGAGCAGAGAAGAGCCUGGCGCUGCCACAGGAAAGCAGGAUCAGGCAGCUGCAGAGCAUGCUGCUGGGAAAGAUCUCACACUGAUGAUGGUCACAGUCAAUAGAGUGGGCAUGUCAUACCCUCUCAGAUUUAGCACCAGAUGAAACAAGUGAUCUCUGCCUGAUCAUGUCACUGUUUCCUGUGCAGCUUGGUGACACAGGUGUCACCAAAGGUGUCAGAUAUCACAAUAGUCUCUUUUCACAGUCACUUUUUGCUCUGUUACAUUUUUUUUGUCCCAUAUGUACAUAAAAGCCAACACUACUUCCUCAGAAAGCACUUUUAUUCACUACUGUGUAACUUUUUCCUAUGGAGAUGAAUAAAUAAAACUAGCACUUUUUUAUUUUCAA